This is a messenger RNA of Nestor notabilis (Kea), 1116 nucleotides long. RefSeq names its product gamma-aminobutyric acid receptor subunit gamma-2-like. Gene Ontology annotation, cellular component: GABA-A receptor complex; dendrite membrane; neuron projection. The transcript is spliced from 4 exons. Gene Ontology annotation, biological process: monoatomic ion transmembrane transport; signal transduction; synaptic transmission, GABAergic. Gene Ontology annotation, molecular function: GABA-A receptor activity; benzodiazepine receptor activity; transmitter-gated monoatomic ion channel activity involved in regulation of postsynaptic membrane potential. The record is from RefSeq and is a predicted model, not a curated record. Lineage: Eukaryota; Metazoa; Chordata; Aves; Psittaciformes; Psittacidae. Bases 14 to 658 code for a protein of 214 amino acids.
AGACUAUGUAGUCAUGUCUGUUUACUUCAACCUGAGCAGGAGAAUGGGUUAUUUCACUAUUCAGACCUACAUUCCCUGCACACUUAUUGUUGUGUUAUCCUGGGUCUCUUUCUGGAUUAAUAAGGAUGCAGUUCCAGCCAGAACAUCACUAGGUAUAACAACUGUCCUGACAAUGACCACGCUAAGUACAAUUGCUCGUAAAUCUCUUCCCAAAGUCUCCUAUGUGACAGCAAUGGAUCUUUUUGUGUCAGUCUGCUUUAUUUUUGUUUUCUCUGCACUGGUGGAAUAUGGAACUUUGCACUACUUUGUCAGCAACAGAAAGCCAAGCAAGGAUAAAGACAAAAAGAAGAAAAACCCACUUCUUCGGAUGUUUUCCUUCAAGGCACCUACAAUUGACAUCCGGCCUCGAUCAGCUACUAUUCAAAUGAACAAUGCCACACACCUCCAAGAAAGGGAUGAAGAAUAUGGGUAUGAGUGUCUUGAUGGCAAGGACUGUGCCAGUUUUUUUUGCUGCUUUGAGGAUUGUCGAACAGGAGCAUGGAGGCACGGAAGAAUACACAUCCGCAUUGCCAAAAUGGACUCCUAUGCCCGCAUCUUCUUCCCAACUGCCUUCUGCUUGUUUAACCUUGUGUAUUGGGUAUCAUAUCUUUACCUUUAAAAGCAGAAGGAAAUCAGUGAUAUGAGCCUUACUCACUGAAUUUCUUAGAGAGAUGGUUUCCUAAAUCCACUUGAAGUAUUUAUGAUGCGCUUUAUAGUGGUCUGAAUUCUUUAGUGCCAUAACCCAGCAAAUAUCAAUCAUAUCAUUUGUCCAAAAACUGCCACCAGGUUAUUGUGAAUUAAAUGUCCAUUCAAUAUGCUGAAAGAAUUCAAAAUAAAAAUAAUAUAAACAAGUAGUACACAGCUAUACCUGCUGGAAGAGAGAGAAACCGAGCUGACAGGGCAAGGAGAGCAUGGCAACAUCACUUAAUAGUUGAUACUCCUAUUUCAGUCAGAAGUGAGAGAGAGGAGAAUUCCCAGGUAAAGUGCUGUACAGUUUGUUAACACUGGCUAUAAUUAUGCUAUAGCUUGAUUCUCUGUGGGCUUUUCUUUUUGGAAGAGUCAUCUCUCACUCUGAAU